This is a messenger RNA of Prunus mume (Japanese apricot), 1976 nucleotides long. Its product is annotated as sodium/hydrogen exchanger 1-like. Gene Ontology annotation, cellular component: plasma membrane. Gene Ontology annotation, biological process: proton transmembrane transport; potassium ion transmembrane transport; sodium ion import across plasma membrane. Gene Ontology annotation, molecular function: potassium:proton antiporter activity; sodium:proton antiporter activity. The record is from RefSeq and is a predicted model, not a curated record. Lineage: Eukaryota; Viridiplantae; Streptophyta; Magnoliopsida; Rosales; Rosaceae.
CUUUUUCUCUGGAUUCUUAUUUUCUGCUUCGCAGUUCUUCUCUCUCCCUCUAAAACUAUUUGACUCCUUUCUCUCUCUAAAAGUCAAAUUUCAUCUCGUCUUGCUGUAGAUUGCGCGGCCAUUGAUAUUAUAGAGGAGCUUGCAGAGAUUGAGUGGCUCCAUCUCGAUGGGUUUCCCUUUAGUCUCUGCUUUGAUGAGACUGGGGGUGAAAUCGACCACCACCGACGAAGCUCCCAUAAAUUCCAUAACUUUAUUUGUGGUGCUCCUUUGUUUUUGCGUUGUGAUUGGUCAUCUUCUGGAGAAAAGUCGAUGGAUGACUGAAUCAGUCACUGCCCUUCUCAUUGGCCUUUGUACUGGAAUUGUUAUUCUUCUAAAUACCGAAUGGAAAAGCUCACGCGUCUUAGUUUUUAAUGAAGAUAUUUUCUUCAUAUAUCUUCUGCCACCUAUUAUAUUCAAUGCUGGAUUCCAGGUGAAAAAGAAGCGCUUUUUCCAGAACUUCAUGACAAUCAUGCUGUUGGGUGCUGUUGGCAGUUUUAUAUCAUUUGUCAUUAUAUGGCUAGGUUCGUUGCAGUUAUUCGAAAAAAUGGACAUUGGUUUCCUGGAGAUGAACGAUUAUCUUGCACUUGGAGCAAUCUUCUCAGCUACAGAUACUGUUUGCACCCUUCAGGUGCUUAAUCAAGAUGAGACGCCUUUACUGUACAGUCUAGUCUUUGGAGAAGGUGUUGUAAAUGAUGCCACAUCUGUGGUACUUUUCAAUGCAAUCCAGAGAUUUGAUCUCUCUCACAUCAACUCAACCAUUGUGAUGGAGUUUAUUGGCAAUUUCUUAUAUCUGUUUCUGACAAGCACAUUGCUGGGUAUAGCUGUCGGAUUGCUUAGUGCAUACAUCAUGAAGAAGUUGUACCUUGGCAGGCACUCUACUGAUCGUGAAGUUGCUCUUAUGAUUCUAAUGGCUUAUUUGUCAUAUAUGGUGGCAGAAUUGUUCGAUUUAAGUGGCAUUCUUACUGUUUUCUUCUGUGGGAUUGUCAUGUCUCACUAUACCUGGCACAAUGUAACCGAAAGCUCAAGAGUUACAACCAAGCAUGCUUUUGCAACAUUAUCAUUUGUUUCGGAGAUUUUCAUCUUCCUGUAUGUUGGUAUGGAUGCCUUGGACAUUGAGAAGUGGAAAUUUGUAAGCCAGAGUCCUGGGACAUCAAUUGGAGUAAGUUCGAUAUUACUUGGCCUGGUUCUGAUUGGAAGAGCUGCUUUUGUAUUUCCCCUAUGUUUUGCUUCGAACUUAACUAAGAAACAUCAGAGCGACAAAAUUGGAUUUAAGCAACAGGUAACAGUAUGGUGGGCAGGACUCAUGAGAGGUGCUGUAUCUGUGGCUCUUGCUUAUAAUUGGUUUACAAUGUCAGGCCAUACUCAACGCCGUGGAAACGCAGUCAUGAUCACUAGUACAAUCACAGUUGUUCUCUUCACCAACGUGGUGUGCGGAUUAUUGACUAAGCCUCUUGUAAGGUGGUUGUUGCCACAACAUAAACAUUCAGGCAGCAUCAUGUCCUCUGAAUUAUUAUCAUCUGAGACGUCUCUGGCUAUGCCACUCCUCACUAAUGGGGACGAUCUAAAGUGGGAUAUGCCCGGUGAUAGAAUUCCCCGUCGAACUGUUCUGCGUAUGCUCUUGAUGACACCGGUUCGUUCUGUGCAUUACUACUGGAGAAUGUUUGAUGACAGUUUCAUGCGUCCUGUCUUUGGCGGUAGAGGAUUUGUGCCAUUCGCUCCUGGUUCACCCAACGAAGACAUUGUGCACCAAUCGGUAGUUGGGGAGCAGCAGAUAGUAGAGUAAUAUUAUAACUUGAGGACUGAUUGUUUUGCUGGGUUAUAUAUUGGUGUAAAUAGUCAAAAUUAUAACUUAUAGGCAGGCCUCCCUCCCUGAGCCGUGUUGUAUUGUACAUAUGCAGACAUUAUGGAACUCAAGGAAAGAAAUGGGAUUAACAGUA